ACAAUAGUGGGAAAGUUUAGUCUUGGUUAGAAAAUUUUUUGAGAAUUAAAAUCAUAAUCAACCUAAUUUUGAAGUCACACUUUUAAGCUGCUCUCUUACUUUCAAAUUCUCCUUUUAAAAGCUAACCUGAAUACUCUCUAACAGAGGCAGACAUUCAAAUUAUUUUAAGAUAUGUCUACAUGGACUGCUUGAUAAGAAUCAUCAGUGUUUUAAGACGAAGAGGAUACGCUUAUUCACUUAACUUGGAAAGAUAUUCAAAUAAUCUACUUACUUCUAAGAUUAGUUACAUGGGGAAUCGCUCGACUGUGAACUUCAGCCACCAUAAUGGGUAAUCCUGAGAAAUGUUUCGUUCAGGUUCUGAAUGAAAAUGAUGUCGAUCUUAACUCUGUCUGCCGUUUGUGUUUUGCUGCAGAAUCAAACCUAGUUUCCAUUUCAGCCCAGCUUCGCUCUGCUGAGCACCCUGAUUGUACACCACUCACUGAUCUUGUAUAUGCGUGUGUUCAGCAAGAGGUGAAAGUAGAUGACGAGUAUCCACAGAACAUCUGUCAUACCUGUUUAAACUUUCUAGUUGCCUGGUCUGAAUUCAAAAAUAAAUGUGUAAAAACUAGUGAGCUUUUCAAGAAUUGGCACUCAAUUAAAGUGCACCUGGAGAGCCUUGAGAGUAAUGAAGUCAGUGGCACAAAGAACAAUGGUGUAAAAUCAGCUGAUCAAAAGGCUAGUGAAAAUGAGGAUUACUGGAUUUUGGUUGUCGAUGAUGACUGCUCUGGAGACAAAAAAACGCCUUCCAAUAUCCGAUCAAAUGUAAUCUCAUUGAAUAGAUUGGGAAACAACAAAACAGCCUCUCCCCAAAAAGUAAACCCACAACAAACCAGAAAACUACUCUCAAAUACAAAGAAACUUGUAUCCAAUAGUGCUCCUAAAAAGGUUGUUACUUUUAGUUCUGACACAAACAUGAAAGGUGUUUCAACGAAGGCAAGGAAGAACUUAGACCAGAUACAAAUGCUGAUUGCUCAGAACAAAUAUCAAAUGAGCAAUGGCUCUAUAGUGAUCAACACUGCCGAUUUAGCAUCUAUCAAUGAUAACACUGCCAAUAAAAGUGUCUCUGGAAUUAGGUCUGCUGGUGAUUUACUGAGGCAGACAUCUUUCGCAUCAGACGAUGAUGGAGAUGAUGAUGGUUCAAAUACUUCAGAGAGCAUCCCUUUGACCUCAAAUUCUGCUGUUGAUAGAAUUCAGCAACUCAUUGAGCGGAAUGAUGCUAUCCUAAAAACAUCAGCGGUUAGGGUGAGCAGGGCUCGCAAAGUAUUCAAAUCAGCCACUCAGCAGCAAACUCAGGCGAGUGUCUCUCCAGAAACUAGUUCCCACAGUGUUCAAAAUUACCCCAAAAGUCGACGUAAAAACCAGCAAGAAUCUCGGAAAAGGAAGCGCUCACAUGGACCUCAACACAAUAUAGCGUAUCAACAGAAUAUUGUAUCAUGUGACGUUUGUGGUGAACGGUUUUUCAACUAUGAAAGUCUUCUACACCAUGAUCAAAUUUCGCACAUGGAGUAUCCUCGCCUUUUCCAGUGUUCUAAAUGUGAGCAGGAAUACCUUACAGAUGAUCAUUUAAACCUUCAUAUGAUCUCAUAUCAUGGCACUGAAUCCAGUUCAGAAGAUGAGGGAGGUGGUGCUAGUAAAAAAGGCAAAUCCAAUGUCCGUAUUCGUAACUCUGGUGUACAACAGUCUGACAGUGAGUUGCAAUCUAUGAGUUGUGGAAUCUGUGACGAAAAAUUCAUGACAUUACCUGCCCUGAGAAAACACUUGGAAACGUGCGAAAACUCUGUAUUACUUGUAUAAAACUGUGUAUUAGGAUGUAUCUUUUAGCCUAUUAAUAAAUUCAAUGUGAUUAUAAAUUA
Messenger RNA from Bemisia tabaci, 1892 nucleotides. RefSeq lists its product as uncharacterized. Gene Ontology annotation, cellular component: nucleus. NCBI's taxonomy places the organism in Eukaryota, Metazoa, Arthropoda, Insecta, Hemiptera, Aleyrodidae. Gene Ontology annotation, molecular function: zinc ion binding. The record is from RefSeq and is a predicted model, not a curated record.